GCUGAGAUAAAUCUUCACCAUACUUCCACUACUCACCGCAGAAAAAAAAAGGAUAACUAUUCCUCCCCUCUUGUACAUUCUCUUCCCUUCCUUUAUCUGCAGUAGUAUAAUUGUCUCCACUCAUCAGAUCCAUAUUGUCUCACCACAGUUUUUCUUACACGUUGCCUCCGGAUUCAUAUUCUGCAGGUUGUCUGUCAUCCGUGUCGAUUCCAAACCCAAAAAUACACCCCCACCACCACCACCACGAUAACCCUCUCAAACGUCAAGGGAUCUGGCUAUGUUAUCGUUGGCAUCAUAGGAUAAUAGGGGUUCUUUCAAGGUUGCGAACUACUCGCGCGUGGGCAACCUCGUGGCAGGAACGCGUACGGUUCGGCUUAAAGAGAGGGCAGGCUAGAACUCUUCCUCAAAGGUCUCGAAAUUACCUACCCACGGCUACGAGUCAAACACAUAGUCAACCUCUUUCGAAAUGGAUUCUCCUCAUAGACCUCAAAGUAAACAUCGAAAUCCUUCCCAAACUACGCAAAUGCCCGGACCUCAAAAAUUUACAUCGGAAGCUUCCCCGAGUCCCUUCAUUUCGAAUUCGAAAUUGGUGAAACAUAGUGUUGAGACUCGACACCCAAGUCAGACGGUUUCUUUAGGAUGGGAAGAUGGAGAUGAUGAAGGUGGACAUACAUCGAGGUUACAAGUGGAGUUGGAAGAUGUUAUAGAAACGAAAAUUGUUACUACCACCACUACGACCAAACGAUCUUAUCCUUCAUUACUCUUUCAAAACCCCCGAUCAGUUGAUAGCCUAGAUGCGAAGGAAUAUCCUUUAGCGUUUAAGCCAACGCCUCCCGAACUUACCAAGUUUUCAUAUGAACUUGACGGACAACAAAUGGAGUAUGAGGAAAAUGAUUUACAAAAUAUCAUGCACGAGGUUCGGAUUUUAAUUUUCUCAUACAUUUUCUUUGGACUUUGCGGUACUAAUCAUGGAAUUUUUCUAGAAUUUACAAAUGCAGCCUCUCCGUAACUUUCAUCGGCGUCAUCAAACGAGUGAGAAUCGUGGGCAGUUCAGAGAUGGGUCGGACAGAACAGAUCGAAUUGUCAGGUCCGAUGCAGAAACUAGCAAUUUGAAGAAAUCUUUGAAAUCGAAAGGAAUAUCCGAUUUUUUACUCGCCAGUAUUAAUUCAAGGCCUAGCAGCUCGCAGGCACAAGAAGUUUUCAAGAAUGAAGCCAGAGGUGCUGGUUCGACUGCCCACAAUGAGACUCGACGCCGGAACCUUGGUCUCGGUAUGCACCUAACCGAUUUGCCAGCUACACCCGAUAUGUCAGAAGUAGAUUUAUCCUCAGGAGAUGUCGCUCAAACACUACCUCCUCGGUUUCAAACCAGUGUAUACACCCCUCAAUCCAGGUUAAGUCAAAACGACUCAUUCGACAGCCUGGAAAGUCAAGAAAUCGCAAAUGACGAAACAUUCAAUAGAGCAGUUGCUACCCCCCCAAUUGCAGAAUCCGACCUUGAGGAGUCUAGUCUAGGUAUAAAUUUCGCGCAAGGACAGCGUCCACAUUUGAAUACUGCAGCUGCUCAAAAUGCAAGCCUUCCUAGCCCUGGCCUUUCGCCCGCUGCUACUUCCCCAACAUUCGACAAUGAUGACAAUGAUGACAGUGGUGAUAAUGGUGAUAGUCAGGAGAUAUUAGACGAGUACGCUCUUCAGGUAUCCGAGAAAGAUACAGCUCGAGACCGACGUAUCACAUCUACAGGAUUACACUCACAAAUUUCAACCGUUAUGGAGAUUGGCUCUAUGCUAGAUACUUUCGAUGCGAUGCCAAGUGAGUUAAAGACUCUUAUGAUGUAUCAGCUUAGUCGGAGGUGCUCAAAGAAGACUCUUCGGGCUGUUGCAGGGUUUGUCAAUCCUGCUUUGAUGUGUGAUUUCCUCGACGAGCUUCCCACUGAACUGAGCCUACAUAUUCUAAGUUAUCUGGACCACAAAGACCUUUGCCGAGCGGCUCAAGUUUCCAAACGAUGGAGAAAUGUCAUAGACUCGAAUGAAACAGGAUGGAAAGAACUCUUUGAUCGUGAUGGUUUCGUGCUCCAACCCGAAGAACUCGAGCGAGCAAUACGUCAAGGAUGGGCAUGGCAAGAUCCUUACGGACCAGAUGGUUAUGAAAAGGAUUUGAGCAUUAAAGACAAAUCAGUUAAUGGAGAAGUCUGUACACCUAGUAGUGGUAGCAAGGUUGAUACAACUAGAAGAUCUCGAGCUACCACUAAAAGAAAGAGGACCACAGGGAAUUUGGGAUCGGAACGCGCAAAGAGAAGAGCAAUAGGUAACGACGUUUCAACUAAAAAAUUAGAUGAAGUAUCCAAAUACCACAAAUCUGAAGGCCCGUUAGGCGCUGCUUGUGCUGCUGCUUUAGCGGUACCAAAUCCUGAAUUAGGUCUUCCAGGGUUACGAAAACUUCAUCUCUUCAAAUCUUUGUAUCGUCGUCACUAUUUUCUUCGUCAUAGCUGGACGAAUCGUGCCGUUGAACCUCAUCAUAUGGCAUUCAAAGCUCAUCCGUCACAUGUAAUUACAUGCCUUCAAUUUGAUGAUGAGAAAAUUUUAACAGGUAGUGAUGAUACAUGUAUUCAUGUCUACGAUACGAAAACUGGAGCUCUACGCAAAAAGCUUCAGGGACAUGAUGGAGGUGUUUGGGCUUUACAAUAUGAAGGAAAUGUUCUUGUUUCUGGAUCCACUGACCGUUCAGUAAGGGUAUGGGAUAUUGAAAAGGGUCUUUGCACUCAAGUUUUUCAUGGUCAUACAUCAACUGUACGAUGUUUACAAAUUCUUAUGCCAUCAGAAGCUGGAAAAACAGCAACUGGUCAACCUAUCAUGAUUCCCGAGCAACCCCUUAUUAUUACCGGUUCUCGUGACUCUCAACUACGCGUAUGGAAGCUACCAGCUCAAGGAGAUAAGCGAUACAUCCAAACAGGACCACCAACUAAUGAUGCUGAUUGCCCUUACUUUGUUCGAGUAUUAGCUGGUCAUACUCAUUCUGUUCGUGCUAUCGCUGCACAUCAAGAUACUUUAGUAAGUGGUAGUUACGACUGUACUGUGAGAGUAUGGAAGAUCUCAACCGGUGAAGUCUCACAUCGUCUACAAGGACAUACCGCAAAGGUAUAUAGCGUUGUUUUGGAUCAUAAUCGUAACAGAUGUAUCAGUGGUUCCAUGGAUACAUAUGUUAAGGUUUGGUCACUUGAGACUGGGUCCUGUUUAUUCACACUUGAAGGUCAUACAUCACUUGUUGGCCUUUUAGAUUUACGUGAUGAACGUCUUGUCUCAGCAGCAGCAGAUUCAACGUUACGAAUUUGGGAUCCAGAAAGUGGUGUUUGCAAGAGUACAUUGAGUGCACAUACAGGUGCCAUUACUUGUUUUCAACAUGAUGGACAAAAAGUUAUCUCUGGAUCAGAUCGUACUUUGAAGAUGUGGGAUGUUAAAACUGGUGAAUGCAUCAAGGACCUUUUGGGUGAUUUAAGUGGCGUUUGGCAAGUCAAAUUCGAUGAACGAAGAUGUGUUGCAGCUGUUCAACGUGAUAAUUUCACAUUUGUCGAGGUUAGUCAUAACAUUUGCAUAUUAAACUUGUCUUUUUUUCUAAUGAUUACUCCAGGUUCUUGAUUUCGGUGCAUCUAGAGAUGGUGUUCCAAAAUCCGAACGUGGUCAUCGUAUUUUAUUACCAAGCAUAGAAGAAACCGAAAGAAUCGUUGAAGUUGGUGAUAAUGCAAAUGCAUAAACGAAUGUAUGAAAUUUUAAACGUCUAAUGAAAUUUAAUUCCCGAGAAUGUAUGAAAUAGAAAUAGUCUUUUCAUAAAACUCAGACUCAUCGGGAAAAUGGCUAUGGCUAUGGGAAUGGGAAAGGGGAUGGGGUAUACCCUUUUUUAUUUGGCAGUUAUCUUUUGCUCUAUAUUCUCUUACAGUAUAUGUCUUUGAGGAUUAAAUCCUUAAUUUGACGGAUUUAUGGGGCGUUUUGGAGGAGAAGAGACAAUGGGAGUUUAAUAUGGUCUAUUAUUCAUUUUUGAAUGCAUAGCGAGGAAUUUCUUGUUUCUCUUUUUCAUUACCUACUGGGAGUUAGUCGAUUUUCUUCUCACAGGGCGUCUUCUUUUUCGUGUGUCGUCUCGUCUCGUCUCAUUUUUUUUCUCUGCUUUGACUUGACAUACACGAUAUGCUUCUUUGUUCUUUUUUGCAAUCUUAGUUCUUCGAGGUAAUCUUCCAUGCGUAUACGUAUAGUAUAGUAUAGUAUGGUAUAAGCUUGGCUUCAGCUGGCUUGAACUGGUUGUCUGGCAGGGUUUUCAUUCCUUCUUUGGGCGUGGAGAGGAAGGGGGUGAGGUGGCAAAGGAUAGAUUGUAGGGUUGGAAGUUCA
This is a messenger RNA of Sclerotinia trifoliorum, 4370 nucleotides long. NCBI's taxonomy places the organism in Eukaryota, Fungi, Ascomycota, Leotiomycetes, Helotiales, Sclerotiniaceae. The record is from the annotation of a GenBank genome assembly.